Microplitis demolitor is the source of this 1165-nucleotide messenger RNA. RefSeq lists its product as uncharacterized. The transcript is spliced from 4 exons. Lineage: Eukaryota; Metazoa; Arthropoda; Insecta; Hymenoptera; Braconidae. The record is from RefSeq and is a predicted model, not a curated record. The coding region runs from base 219 to 1082 and encodes 287 amino acids.
UCGAGAUGGAUUGCGCGUUAUGAAUUUUAAUUUUUUGCACAUAAGUAUAUGAGAUUUUGAAGAACAGUCGAGGUAGUUAUUUAUUUAUUUGAAAUUCUUUUUAUUGUUUGCAAAUAUAUAUUGCAGUCCCAGUAAUUUCACGAGUGCUAAAACUUGAAAAUAAAUAUUUUUCGGGCAAGCAAUAUUAUUUUUUUUAAAACAUAAAUUUUCUACAAAAAAUGUGGAUUCAAAUUUCAAAAAUUCUCAUUUUCACUUCAUUAAACCCGUUGCUUAAUAUAUUGGCUGAAGAAAAUUCACAAAUUCCAAUUCAUGACGUCAAUUGGUUAGUUGGUAUUUAUUCAAAAUCUGUAUUAAACCCAAAGUUAUUUUAUUACAAGUGUCAAGGUAUUGUAAUUCAUUACAAAGUCGUUCUUGCUCCUUCAUCAUGCCUAGUCAGUGAUCUUCCUAAUAUGGAAUAUGUAAUACGUGUUUACCAUUGGGCACUUGAUCAAAAAUCAACAAGUCCUUCAAACUUCAAAUCAUACAACGUGCUGAAAAUUUAUCACUAUUCAAUGUCAAAUAGUUAUGAUUACAAACAAAAAUCAAACAGUUUAUCAUUUUUACUCAUUGAAAAAACUUUACCCCUUGUGUUAUACUAUCCGUUUGAUGGUCAAGAUAUAACGGAUACAAUUGAUAGUAAGAAAUGUGUUAUUGUCCAUAUUAAAAAUAAAAAUGAAGCUAUUCCUAUAAAACAGUAUAACGCAUUUAUACAAGAUAAUAAAUGUAAUGGUACAUUAUUUAAAGAUAUAAGUGCCUCUGAUUCAAAUUACUUUGUACAAGUCAAAACAGAUAAAUUUUUUUGCAGUGAUUAUGAAGGAGGUACGUUGUUCUGUCAAAGUCAACAUACACCAGGAAAAUAUCUUCUAACCGGGCUUUUAAUAAAUAAUGACGGCUGUAAUUCAUUGCAUAUUAAAAUUAAGGAGUACUCAAAAAUAAUAUUGGAUUAUCUUUAUGUGGUAGAUAAUUAUUGGAGAACAGAUAAAUUCGAUGUUGUUCCAUCCCCACAGGAAUUCAGUGUUAAAUUUGAUGAUUCCGAUUCAUAGAAUUAUAAAUAUUAAAAAAAAAAAACGAAAUAAUUACACAAAUUAAAUAUUUUUAUUGCAAUAUUAUUUAUUUGCAUUGUAAU